AAGGGUCGCAAGUCGCAGAGACACGGAAUCGAUCCGGCGCGUGGUCACGACGGGAAGUCCCCACACCCCGGGGCAAAUCGGUACUGUAUUCGGCAAGGCCACCAGACGGCAAAUAGGCGUUGCGCUUGCCUCCGGGCCCCGGCCGGCAGCGACGUACCAAAGCAAAACCAAACCCCGCCUUGCACGCGCGCCGUCGCCGCCACCGACACCCCCCCCCCCCCCCCCCCACCUUGGCCGGAGGCGGCAACAGCGGGGAUGGAGUGCUUCCGCCGCGUGAACCCGUUCCGCGCUUGCGCGGGGCUGCGGGUCCUGGGGUACCUCAUGCUGGCGCUCGUCGCCGCCAUCGUCGCCGUCUCCUACUACGCCGUCGUCGUCUACGCCUGGGGCCCGCUUCUCCUAGGCGGCGGCGGCGGCUCCGUUGCUGCGGCCGCUAUCGUUCUCGCCGCCUUCCACCUGCUCCUAAUAAUGAUGCUGUGGUGCUACUUGAUGGUUGUUUUCACUGAUCCUGGAGCGGUACCAGAAAACUGGAGACAUGCUGCAGAAGAGGAUGAUAUGGAUGAGAGCAACACUAGGACCAUAUCAAAUGAUGUUGCUACAGAUAUUGUGAAUCCUCCAUUGUUCACGUCAGAGGGGCAAGGAAAUGCGUCUAGAUAUUGCUCUCGUUGUCAAAAUGGCAAACCUCCACGUUGCCAUCAUUGUUCUAUCUGUGACAGAUGUGUGCUUAAAAUGGAUCAUCACUGUGUUUGGGUAGUAAACUGUGUCGGAGCAAGGAACUACAAGUACUUUCUUCUUUUCCUGGUGUAUACUUUCCUUGAGACUGUGCUGGAUACAUUAGUACUACUUCCAAGCUUUAUUACCUUCUUCCGAGAUGAAAGUAGGCGUUCCAGCUCAGCCAGCGAUGUUGCCAUUCUAUUUCUUGCUUUCGUUCUUAAUUUGGCAUUUGCGUUGAGCCUCCUCAUUUUCAUAGGCAUGCACACAUCUCUUGUUGCGAGUAAUACAACAUCUAUAGAGGUAUAUGAGCGAAAGAAAACAGUCUCAUGGCAAUAUGACCUAGGAUGGAGAAAAAACUUGGAGCAGGUUUUUGGCACCAAAAAGUUGUUCUGGUUUCUUCCUGUUCACUCCAGCGAGGAUCUGCACAACAUACCUGCACUUCAAGGUCUUGGAUUCCCGGCUCGUCCUGGUGCAGUGGUAUAAGUGCAACUGAUUUCCGCCGGCACUAUAUUCUAAUUAUAUCAUACAGCCAUCUCACCUGUAAAUUUCGGUACAGAGAAUAUGUGUUCUUUCCGUGCAAAGUUAGUGAAUGGCAUUGUAGAUUCUUUCUGUGUAAUUCCUGUACGAUUUCUCCCAUCGAACAGAGCAGUCCCCCGAUGCAA
Molecule: messenger RNA, 1373 nt
Organism: Brachypodium distachyon (stiff brome)
Lineage: Eukaryota; Viridiplantae; Streptophyta; Magnoliopsida; Poales; Poaceae
Product: probable protein S-acyltransferase 12
Exons: 7
Coding region: 256-1194 (312 amino acids)
Biological process (GO): peptidyl-L-cysteine S-palmitoylation; protein targeting to membrane
Cellular component (GO): Golgi apparatus; endoplasmic reticulum
Molecular function (GO): protein-cysteine S-palmitoyltransferase activity
Source: RefSeq, a predicted model, not a curated record